Messenger RNA from Sorghum bicolor (sorghum), 3420 nucleotides. RefSeq lists its product as uncharacterized. NCBI's taxonomy places the organism in Eukaryota, Viridiplantae, Streptophyta, Magnoliopsida, Poales, Poaceae. Bases 80 to 2860 code for a protein of 926 amino acids. The transcript is spliced from 6 exons. The record is from RefSeq and is a predicted model, not a curated record.
CGUUUCAUUUUCUGGGAGAAGCGUCUCCAUCACGAGCGUACACAUUGCAAUUCACCCCCAAAGUUCGCCGGUGUUCGGGAUGCCGUCCCCCUCCUCCGCGGAAUGCCUCGCCGCCCUCUGGGUCGCUGAUACCCUCGCUGCCGGUCAGGCCUUCGAUUUCGCCGUAAUAAAGGCGCUGGUGGGCGCCUCGCCUGAGCACUUCAUCGGCGCCCCAGAUUCCUCGCGGGAGCGGGUGGCGCUCCGGUGCCUCGAGGAGCAUGCAACCUUCGCCGAUGCCGACGAAGGUGGUGCUGCGGUGGCGCCACCACCUUCCAAGAUUCUUAGGGUUGACGCCGUCCGCUCUUGCGAGGACUUGCUGGCUGAGCUCACCGGGCAGGUUGGAAGCUCUGGAAUUCUAGAUAAGGAUAUAAUUCUGCCUUUUAGACAAGAUAUUCAAAACUUUAUUUGUAUCAAGAAACCUACACUACCAGAAUCUUCUUUGGAAUUGCUUGGAGAAGUGGACCCAGAGAUCCAAUCUAAGGCUGCACCAUCAUCAGUGGAGCAGAAUGGUAUUAAGAAACAUGGCAAUCAUCAGUCCUUAUGCAGUGUCCACCAUCUUAACUCAAAUAUUGAUACACCUCCCCCUAUUGCCAGUACUGAGCUUCAUCCUGGGAAUUUAACAAAUUUAGUCAUCAACCUUGAAAAAGGUAAUUUCAAGCAGUGUCCAAUCGAAUCAACUGUUGAUCUUGAUAAGCCACUUGAAACAGACAGAAGGGUCUACAAUCAACCAUGGGAAUAUGCUAUAAAUGCUGCUAGUGUUGGCACAAGGGCUUCAGAAAAGGAUCCUUCUAAUGUGGACAGCAACAUGUCAGGUUCUUCUACUAGCUGCAAUGCGACUUUGCAGGGAAACAUUGCAGAACCUUUAUCAAAGAAGAGUAUGGUAGAUGAAACUACUGUGGUUCAAGCACAACCUUGUAAAGGAAAAUCACCAAAUCCAUCAGAUUAUAAUAAUGUGAUAAAGAAACCAAAUGAUGAUGGCAUCAGUUACCAAUCAUCGAAGGAUUCCAGACAUGAAAGCAAAACCUUGCAGGCUACGAUGACUCCAGCUUUUGACAGAAGCUGUGAUGUUUUACCAACCAAUACAUCUGAAGCAAGCAACUUGCCGGAGCCUAUUGCUACAGAGGAUACAACAAUGGUUCAACAGCCGCAUAGCUGCAAAACUCACCUCAAUCAUCUGCAGCAUGACAGUGGUCAGCAGGUAUACCAAGACCUGGAUGGCACCGCCAGCAUUCAGCCUGUUGAAAAGUAUUCCAUUCAUGAGGAAUCAACUCUGCGAGCUACUAGCGCUAUACCCUCUGUAAGCUGCAAUGGUGCUAUGCAAGAAGACAGAUCUAAAACCAACUAUCCAUCGGGCAAUUCUACUGAGCAUCCUGCAAUUUUUGAAGAGCAGUACUGUGACAAGUCUCAACUGAAAGUUAGUUGUGCCGACAAAAACAAACACACUCUGCAUGAUGAUGCUACCAUGUUGGGAAAGAACAAGGUCGUCUGUGGUGGUCUGAAUGUGCAGGGUGCUCCAGAGUCUCAUAGCUGCAAACUAACCUUGCAUGAUAAGAUUUCAGAAGCCCACUGUUUAUCUGAUCAGAACAUUGGAAAGAGCACAGAUGACAUCCAGAAACGUAGUUUCAAUAUAUCUGUUUCAAUCUCUUGUCAGGAUGGAUACAAAAAAACAGCAAGACAAGAUUCAAACAAGGAAACCAUUCGGAAAACUGUGGCAGUAACAUCACAUGCCCAUUCCUCAGAUAAUAGUAUCAGUGGAUUUGCUGCUGCUUGUCUGCUGUCAAUGAGUGGCAAAAUUCCAUUAUGCAGCCAGGAUCAAGAAGCCAAUGAUUCCCUCAGGGUCUCACCAGAACAAAAUUUAUGCAUAAAAUGUGGAAAAGGUGGCCAGCUGCUUCAAUGUAGCAGUUGCUUGUUAUCUGCUCAUGAAAGCUGUUUUGCUUCAUCAUUGACAUUUGAAGACCCUAGACAGUUAUAUUGCCCAGUAUGCAUCUGUGCUAAAGCCACUGAAGAGUACAAAAAAGCAAAGAAAACAUAUAUUGAAGCUAGGAAGAGCCUAGCUGCUUUCGUUGGUGCAGAGCAAUUGCUCAAGCAACACGAGCAACAAAAUAGCGUUAGUGAAACCACAGUUGAUGACCUUGCUCAUGAGGUUGAAGAGUCUAAUCGGCAGCGGAAGAAACAGAAAAUAAAUGUUACAAGUGAUGCUUGUAAUGAGGUAGUCAUUGAAAAGGCAUCUUCUGUUGGGAAUUCUGAUGUGGCACCCAUGAAUGCUUCUGUGCUCCAGGACAAAAGCAAUCAACUUCAGGAUGCAGAACAAGACCAUUUGGAAAACACAGAGGCUCAUGAGGGAAGUUCAUCUCAGAACAGAUGCAGUCCUGCUGCAAAUCCAGAAGUUGAGACUGACAAAGAGGAUGGCCCCACACAUUCUCAUCACCAAUCUAAAGACUCUGAUGAAAUAGAAUUUACAUCUUCAAGUGACUCUGGCAAGCCAUCAUCACCCCCUUGGCAUACUAUUAAGCAUCACAGAGCAAGACUACAAGAGAGGGAAGCAACAGUAUCAAGUAAUUCUACAAAAGCGUUUGGGCAGAAGGAUCAACACGAGCCUUUACCAUCAAGGAAACGGAAUUAUGCAUACGCACCCAAGCGUUAUUCGAAUCCUAUUGUGCUGACUGGAAGGCGACCCCAAGCUUUAUUGGACAGUAAAGGAAGAAGCAGCUCUAAGGGAAGCAAUGAAAAAAUUCACCCCACGGGACAACGGGCCUAUUCCGUGGGUUCAGAUACUGGAACACGGCAGAAACGUGUUUCACAGGACACGCCUCCCAUGUGACCUGAGGGUCAAGUGGAGGAACAUGGAAAAUAGAGGAGACGCGUGACGCUGACAGUUUCACCCCCUGAUCUAGCCAACAAUCCACGUCUAAUCCUUCCCUGACCUCAUUGAAUAUCCUCAUGUAAGAAUGUAAAUGCAUUGUGCUAUAUUCUCGCCAAGUAGGGACCAGAAAGUUUUCGUCGUCCAGCAGUUGAUGUUCAUGGAUGCUAGUUAAUUUUGGAUCAUUAAGAAACUAGGAGAAUUGUUUUUCUGUUGGGAAGCUCGUCGGACUGUCAUCCAAGCAACAUCAGGCCGUUGACUUUUUUUCCCAGUUCUUUUGCGCUAUUUUGAUCUAGUGGCAUCGUUUUUUCCUCUAUAACUUAGAAAUAGUUUUGUGGUCGCUCCUAGUUAUGGCAUGGCGGGUUCUGGUGCGCAACCAGCAUGCUCUUACUCUUAAAUUUGGUCAAAGACGCAUUGAUGGAGCAGGAAAUAACGGUAAUGGUGUCAUCGUUGUGAACGAUGAUAUGUGACACGCUGGGCCGUGUCUAAAAUUUAUGAUGGACUACUUCCUCCGUUUUAAA